This is a messenger RNA of Microtus ochrogaster (prairie vole), 693 nucleotides long. RefSeq names its product cytochrome c oxidase associated subunit FA4 (gene Coxfa4). Gene Ontology annotation, cellular component: respiratory chain complex IV. Lineage: Eukaryota; Metazoa; Chordata; Mammalia; Rodentia; Cricetidae. The record is from RefSeq and is a predicted model, not a curated record.
ACCCAUCAGAGAGGAUGCAUGACGAAGCACUGAAGGAUCCUGUGCUUCACGGUGGAAUGCAGAAGUCGAGCUAGGUGAGCACGACCGCGCAAAGGCUGAGCCAUUCCGGCGCUGCGGAGGACAGCCGCAUCCGGGUUUUCCUGCCGCAGGCUGCCCUCCGAGCCAGGGGUCCUUCAGGUAGGAGGUCCUGGGUGACUUUGGACGUCCGCUCAGCCGGGUUGCAGAAGCCGCUUGGUGUGUGUCCCGUGCUCGUUCUCCUGUCUCCGUGGAGGUAGGCCUCUGCCGCAAACAUGCUCCGUCAGAUCAUCGGGCAAGCCAAGAAGCAUCCCAGCUUGAUUCCUCUCUUCGUAUUUAUUGGAGCAGGAGGUACUGGAGCAGCACUGUAUGUGAUGCGCCUGGCAUUGUUCAAUCCAGAUGUCAGCUGGGACAGGAAAAAUAACCCAGAGCCUUGGAACAAACUGGGUCCCAAUGAACAGUAUAAGUUCUACUCAGUGAAUGUGGACUACAGCAAACUGAAGAAAGAAGGCCCUGACUUCUAAACCAUGAAGCUCACCAUAAAGCUGCUUAUAAUGAAGGUCUUUCAGAAGCAUCCGCACAAUUUUCCACUUGACCAGGAAAUACUCCUCUGAAUGCAUGAAAUCAUGUUGAUUUUUUGGAGUUUAUUAAACUGAUGAAUAAAUCUUUGAAACUUGA